Sphaeramia orbicularis (orbiculate cardinalfish) is the source of this 4434-nucleotide messenger RNA. RefSeq names its product ras-related protein Rab-3A-like. The transcript is spliced from 6 exons. NCBI's taxonomy places the organism in Eukaryota, Metazoa, Chordata, Actinopteri, Kurtiformes, Apogonidae. The coding region runs from base 112 to 771 and encodes 219 amino acids. Gene Ontology annotation, molecular function: GTPase activity; GTP binding. The record is from RefSeq and is a predicted model, not a curated record.
CCGCUUACGCCGGAGCUGUCAAUCAAGAGGCGCAGGAGCUACUGCAGGUGCAGAGUAGUGCACUGAGGCUAGCCACCGCAGCGAAGCCGAGGAUAAAACACACACUGCAAGAUGGCGUCUGCAAAUGCCACAUAUGGACAGAAAGAGUCCACGGACCAGAACUUUGAUUAUAUGUUUAAAAUCCUCAUUAUUGGCAACAGCAGCGUAGGAAAGACUUCCUUCCUUUUCCGCUAUGCAGAUGACUCCUUCACACCAGCUUUUGUCAGUACAGUGGGCAUCGACUUUAAAGUGAAGACCAUCUACAGGAACGACAAGAGGAUAAAGCUUCAGAUCUGGGACACUGCUGGUCAGGAGCGCUACAGGACAAUCACCACAGCGUACUACAGGGGGGCCAUGGGCUUCAUCCUCAUGUAUGACAUCACCAAUGAGGAGUCCUUCAACGCUGUGCAAGACUGGUCGACUCAGAUCAAGACGUACUCGUGGGACAACGCUCAGGUCCUCUUGGUGGGCAACAAGUGUGACAUGGAGGAUGAGCGAGUGGUGGCAGCAGAGCGAGGCCGACAGCUCUCAGACCAGCUGGGUUUCGAGUACUUCGAAGCGAGCGCUAAAGACAACAUCAACGUGAAGCAGACCUUCGAGCGCCUGGUGGACAUCAUCUGUGAGCGGAUGUCGGAGAGUCUGGACAACAACGACCCGACCGUCACCGGAGCCAAACAAGGGCCACAGCUCACCGAACAGCCGCAGAGGUCCCAUCAGGAUUGUGCUUGUUAAACAUCAACACUAACGCACAAUCACUGUCCACCGUCCUAAAAUCUCAGUUUAUCUAUCUCUUCUUUUCUUUCUCAUACAGAGACACACAGGUGUAUACGUACAAACACUGCCAUACAGAGAUACACGAUGCACCCCUGUCACUAAACCCACUCUGCUGUUGUCAGAUUCACAUCUUCUGAAAACUUCUGUUCAUUACAGUUUUGUCAUAUGUCAGAGGGGUGAAGAACAUGUAUACCAGGUAGUUUUUCCUGUCAUACUCGUGUACUGUACACACAACACUAUAACUUCACAGAAUAAUAUAGUUACACAGUAAGCCCCAUUUUCACGGGUCUGUUAUUACUUUGGAAUGUUUGUAAUUUGUAAAGGAAAAGUUACUUACCUAUCAUAUUCUACCAGACAAAGAGGUUAUUUGAUCAUAUCAGUCCUGUUUGAGAUCUACAUGUGAUUUCAUGUGAUUCUUGUAAGGUUUUUUGGUUUCUCAGCGCCUUUAUUUUGCCUCUUUUUCCUGUUGAGGAUUACUGAGGCCGCCUUGGGAAUUCUGAGAGUUGGAGACUCAUGGCAGCAUCCAGUAAACAACUUUGAACUACAAUUACUAUUCAACAUCUAAAGCUAUUAUACGGUAGCCUUUUAAUUGCAACUUUUGGCUGUACUCUGCAAAUAUGCUGCACAUAACGCAGCCAUGAGGCGUAUUUUGUAAUAAAUUUCACCUGAAGUCCAUUGGUAAUACCCGUCCUGUGUGAAUAGGGCUUUAACUGAUCUUUCCGUCUAUAAGUCGGGGUUAAACUCCUCUCCUCCAGCCCCAUGUCCCACUUGGCACCAACGCCUCAAACAUGAAUGCAUUCAGAUAAUUUUAAUUGUUUGCUUUAGUCUCACGUGUGUUGCUGUGAUAGAGUUGCUGGGUGUGGUUUUGAGCAUGUGAAAUCACCUGUCCUUCCCAGUGUCGUGACUGAGCAUAUGAUCCGAGUUCCAAAGCAAAGGAGGGAUUUUAGGAAUAAAAAGAGCAGAGUAUGUUUGAUUUGCACGUGUUUGUGUACUUACAUGGGGUUUGGGUUUUGUGUUUGUGGUGGGAGACAGUUGUUCGUUAACAUUAGCAGCGUUUCUAAGCUAACAGUAACUGUGGUUCCAUAAAAUGCCAAUGGAAUUAGAAGUUACAACAAAGUAAAUGCGUUACCAUAAAUGGGUACAGUUGUUAUCACUAUCGCUUCACAACAAGAAGGUCCUGGGUUCAAUUCCAGCACCAGUUGCGUGGGUCUUUCUGCAUGGAGUUUGCAUGUUCUCUUCAGGUUUUCCAGCUUCCUCUAAAGACAUGCACCUUAUUAGAUUAACUGUUCAAUCUAAAUCACCCAUUGGUGUAAAUGUCAGAGUAAAUGGUAUAAAUGUAGCUGGGAUAGGCUCCAGUACCCCUGUGAUCCUCACGAGGAUUAAACGGCUCAGAAAAUGGAUGAGUGGGUUUGAAGGAAGUAAAAUAAGCUGUGCAGUAUCAUCAUCCUGUUGCGACAUAGGCCACAUUAUACACACGGCUAUAAUAAGCAGAACAGAAGGUGUGUUCGGUUGCUGUUGUCAACCUCAAACAGCCAUAGUAUAUUUCGCGGUAAGGAAGAUUUGGGAGUUAUGGACAGAUUAGUAAAAUAAAUGUUUAAGCAUCUUACAGGAAUAUCAUAGACAGCAGCUAAUCAGUAAUGUGAGAUAAAUGAUUAGAAAUGUGAAAAAGAAGGAUCCCACUUAAAAAUAUGCCUCAAAUGUGUUUAAGGAAAUGCAGUUAUGGUUACUGCUGAAACAGAAGAGACCCAAUAAGGAGCUGAGGAGCACUUGUGGAGAAAUGACUCCUCAUUUUUAUUAAAGGUGUUAUCGUAGCUGUAGGCCUAUGAAACCGUUUUCAGCUUAGAAACGAGUUCGCUGAUGUAACCACUUCCCUCCCAGCGCAAAACAAAACCAAACACACUUCAUUCAACACAUUAUCACAUUCCAGUUUUACAUAUUGAACCUUUAACUUCACUUUCCCCAUUUUUUUAAGCAUUCUUAAAUUAAUUUUAAGCGAGAAUUCUCUGUGGAAGGCGAUGCUUUUUACUUUGGUCUAUAUUUAGAAGCUGCGUGUAGUCCUUAAAGGCCACCAGAUUUUAGAUUUUUAAUUUUUUUUUUUUUAACUUUUGUUAUGAUUUUUUAACAGAUAUAAUAUUAAUAAUAAUAAUAAGGGAUGUCGUUUACAACAUGGAAGAAGAGUGUAUAAAUGUUUAAACUGAGAAGAGCACAUUUUAAAAUGCAUAUAUAAUAUUAUAUAAAUAUAUGAUCAACAUAAACCAUAUCAAUGAUUCGCUGAAUUCCUACCUGUGCUUUAGUGAGAGGUGCAUGUCGAUGUUUCUUGAUGGUUGACUGAACGGUUAUUUAUACGAGCUGUCGUCUGAACUUAAACCCCAUUAGUCCCACGAUUUCAGAGUUCAAAGUGGGUCCAAGGAUUUCACAUUAAACCUGUGGAACUUUGUCAUUGUGUUCACUAUCAUUCACAGAAUACAGUGUGCAACAUGCAGUCACUAGAAAGGCAUGUGAUUCAGCGUGAGCACUGAUACACCACAGGGCUGCAGCCUCCAUCCACACUGUCGAUGGUUGAUGAUAUUUUCACUUUUGGUUUUGAGGGAACACAAUGUUUUAAGCAUGUUAAAUGUCAAAUAGUGAACAGAAUUCUCUCAUGUUAAGGUUAGGGAUGUGUCUGCUUGUGUUCUAAACCUCCUGUAAGUCAUGCAUUCGAGGUGCUCUGAGGCAUGCAACAUAUUUUAACACCUAAGUUAUUAAAAAAAAAAAAAAAACAAGCUUCUAAUUUAUUUUAUAUUAUUUAUAUAAAUUAUCUUUGAGUGUUCUUCCUAGAUUAUGCAUUGCGAUCUGCACUCUACUUUUUAAAGAGAUGUUCAGUAGUAUUCAGAACGUCCCUGCUUUACAGUCAAAGUGUAUGUUUACAGCGAACUGAAAGCUUCACUCCUCGACAAGAAAGUAAAACAUUCCAGCGUCCGAGCCUCUUAUCACAUCCACACGACUUCGGUGGGAAGUUUGUUUGUCUUUUGAUAUCAGUUAUGUAACUCCUAAAACUCUGUUGUGUAAAGCAGACUGUUCUUAACAGAGCAAUACUAGCCCUCUCCGUCCACGCCCAAAUAUUAGCAACGUACAGCCCUGCUGAAGGUUUGUAACUCUAACAGACUGUUAGUGGGUGUGAGAUUGUACAGUGUGUAUAAAGGCUUUAGGCAGUCAUGCUCAAUGUUCUUUCCAAAGAGAUCUUACCAUUAAAUAAAAGCCAAAUAGAGUUAUUGUUGAACAAACCUGACUAACCUGCCCGGUAGUGUUUUCCUGUUCUGCUCAGUAGCCACAAAAAUGGAAAUGUUGUUCGGAAAGCAAACUGAAUACUCUGAACACUUCAUUUAAAAAAAGGACUUUUACUGCAUCGGUUCACUUUUGAUUGUUUAAUUUUUGUUACUUUAUUUAUUGCAUUUUGCUACAGUUGUAAACUUGCUGAUGACUUAGGAACACGAAUCAAACCUGUCCGUCUUUGUCAUAAUAACCCUGACUGUAAAUAGGACUUUUCUGCCCGUUGGGUAUUAGUUGUGUGAAUUGUGCUGUAAUUCUAUAAUGCCAGAUUUGCUAAAAUAAGGGAUCAAUCAAUAAAAUCUGAAAGCUGGA